GUAAAAUUCGAAUCUCAUCAAGUUGUGUUGACAUGCACCAACCUAACAUGUUGCCCCUUUAAUAUAAAUGCAAUGAAUGGACCAACAAUGAGCUUUGCUACUUUCAAAGUAGUUAUGGAGAAGAGCAAGUCCUUCCCUCAAUAUUCCUCGUCUUUCUCGGGCGAGUUCGACUUCGAGAACAGAUCGAAUUCGUAUAACUUCAAUGGGCCGUGUGGCAAGAGUAACGGAUUCGCGGCGUCGAACAAUCCCGAGCUCAAGAGGAAGAAGAGGAUCGCGUCGUACAACGUGUUUGCGAUGGAAGGUAAAUUGAAGUCGAGCGUUAGGAACAGCUUCAAGUGGAUCAAGAGCAAGUUCAGCGACGCACGUUAUGGUAUGUGAGUUUGCAUAAAAGGAAAGCAAAGAUGUUUAAUUUUACACUUUGGUCCUUAUAUUUGUACACAGUGUGUGCCAUGGUUUAAUUUUUGUUUGGAAAUUGGAGAAGGGGGAAGGAAAAUCCAAUCAAAUUGGAAGUGCAGGAUAGCCUUUCAUGGGAAUUAUUGCAAGUUUGGUCCUUAGGGUUGUCUUGUAAUAUGUUUUUGGUAAAAAAAA
Molecule: messenger RNA, 588 nt
Organism: Hibiscus syriacus
Lineage: Eukaryota; Viridiplantae; Streptophyta; Magnoliopsida; Malvales; Malvaceae
Exons: 2
Coding region: 73-378 (101 amino acids)
Source: RefSeq, a predicted model, not a curated record